GGAAUUUAUUGUGGAAAAGAUAGAGGACAGAACAGUUUGAGAAAUGGUUAGUUUCCCAAAAUUUAAAUGAAGUUUCUUAAUAGUUUUAUUCUCGUUUCUUUGUAGUUUAUUAACAACCAAAAAAUGGCAAAAUCAGGAAUCAGGACAGGAAAUACAAUGCUUGAACAAAGGAACAGAGAUAGAAGUAAGUUUGUACUCUAUUUCAUAACAUAAUCAAACCAGUUUUAAAAUUCGUUGGCUCGGACUAAUAACCAUUGCAAAAACACAGGAAAGGAAAGACAUUCCAUUCCUAGUCUUCUACAAUGGACAAUUCGAUGAUCGAAUGAAUUAUGAAAAUUAUGAAGCCAGUGGACACUACAUUUCUGCCAAUUGUAACUAUGAAGAUUUGCAACAGAAACUCAAAGAUGCCCUGGAGUGCAACCAAGAAAACACUGUUUUGCAACUGAAAUAUCAAGUGAAGGAAGGAUACCAACCAUUGAGGAUAAAGGAUGAUCAAAGCCUGCAUUUCUACAUACAACUCAAACUGAAAGACCCCGACUUCACAACAUACCCAAUGUGUGUGAAUGUCAUCAACAACCCAACAACAACCAUCGAUGCAUCAUUCUUUGGAAAUGACAAUUCAUUAAUUACACAUACAAGCGCCUUCCAACCAAUCGAAUACAAUGCAGCAACAACAGAAGACUCAACAAAUCAACAACAUAUAAUUGAAGCAACAGUACCGGAAUUUGGGGGAGAAAGUUUUGACUUCAUGGACUAUGCAAAACUUGUGGCAGAGGAAAUGGUUGAGCAACUGGAAAACAACAGAAAAAAGGAACCAGAAAUCACAGAUUAUGACGAACUACUAAUCACAGAUCCGCAUCAUCCAGAAAUAGAAGAAGCACAAAUAUACAAAGACAAAGAAACACUGCAGAGUGUGCUUGGUUUCUAUGCAAUUAGGAACAACUUCCAAUUCAGAGUUAAAAAAUCAUGUGCAAGAACAUACAAGAUUUGUUGUUUGGAUCCAAAAUGCAAGUGGGCACUAACAGCAUCCAGAAACGGGCCAACAAAGUCAUUCAUCAUUCGAAAGUACGACAGAAAGAUGAUACACACUUGUGAUCUAAACAUCAGAUUUGCCGACAAGAGACAAGCUACAACGAAAUUGAUUGGAAACUACAUCAAGCCACGGUUCACCAACAUAAAAACAACUCAAACGCCACAAGACAUCAGAGGAGAAAUGAAACACAAGUAUGGGGUCAGAAUGAACUACAUGAAAGCAUGGAGAAGCAAAGAGCACGCGCAAGAAGAAUUACGAGGAAAAGCCAACGAAUCAUACAGGUUGCUGCCCGGUUUUUUGCACAUGUUGCAAAAAACUAAUCCCGGAACAAUAGUGCACAUGGAAACAGAGGAUGACAACAGCUUCAAGUACUUGUUUGUCGCACUGGAUGCAUCAAUAAAAGGAUGGAAGAAAUGCAAACCUAUAAUAGUUGUUGACGGAACUUUCCUUAAAUCAACAUAUGGAGGUACACUGCUCUCUGCUUGUACACAGGAUGCAAAUGGGCACAUUUUUCCACUAGCUUUUUCUGUUGUGGAUUCAGAAAACAACAACUCAUGGCAAUGGUUUUUCACAAAAGUGAGAGAAACAUAUGGGAUUAGAGAGGAACAGUGCUUGAUCUCAGAUAGACAUGAGAGCAUAAGUAAGGCAGCUUGUCAAGUAUUUCCAGAAAUCACACAUUGCUAUUGUGUAUACCACCUGUUAAGCAACCUAAAAGCAACCUUCAAGAAGAAUGCAAGCAAGCUGGAUAAACCAUUCUUCGCUGCAGCCAGAGCAUACACAGAGAGGAAAUUUGAAUACCAUAUGAGCGAGUUGGACAGCUUGGACAUCCGUGUAAGACCAUAUUUACAACAAGUUGGAUACCACAAAUGGUCAAGAUACCACUGCAAAAACAACAGGUAUUCAACUAUGACUUCAAACAUUGCUGAAUCUCUAAAUGCAGCAAACUUGGCAGCUAGAGAGCUACCAAUCACAACACUGAUGGAGUCAUUGAGAGCAUUGAUUCAACAAUGGACAUACACAAACAGGAAAAAAGCACAGAAAACAACAACAUUUUUAACACCUACAGCAGAAAAGAAAUUAGUCGACAACUUUGUGGAAUCAUUGACAGAAAAUGUAAAACCAAUAAACGAGACCAUGUUCGAAGUCAUUGAACUAACCAGAUCAUGGGUCAUCAACCUCAAGGAGAAAACAUGCAGUUGCAACAGAUUCCAACUUGAUGAGUUACCGUGUGCUCAUGCGCUUGCUGUUAUAAAAGAGAUGAACUUGAAUGUUUACAACUACUGUUCGGGUUAUUACACCACGCGAACAUGGCUUGAAACAUACAGCGGCUCAACAUAUCCGGUACACAAUCACACAACUUGGGAUGUGCCACAAAACAUAAAAGAUAUCAUUGUUCUGCCACCAAACCAAAAAAUAAGAUCUGGAAGACCAAGGAAACGAAGGUUUUUAUCUGAAUGGGAUACAAAAAAACAUAACAGGUGCGGCAAAUGUGGACAACACGGACACAAUCGAAAGACAUGCAACAAUCAAGCAAUAAAAUAGAUACAUAUGAAAUAUUUGAAUUGUUUAAUUUUGUGUGCAAAUUCAAACAGGUUGAUCUGUGAUGUUCUAAAUACAUGGGAUUUUAUUUUUAUGAAAUUUGGUACAGUUUUUUAAUAGUUUCAAAAUCGUUUUGUUACAGUUGCGACCCUUUGUAAAAUAUUAAGUACCGGAAUGACUUCUUCUUUACAGUUUUAAAGGCAGUCAGUCAAUAAUUGAUAAAACAUAACUUGAAUAAAGGGAAAAGGAUUAAUGGAAUACGAAGAAUAAAAAUACAUUCAUAGCACAAUUUAGGAAAAAUGAAAACAUAGUUUGUAUUCAGUUGGUUAAUAGUUUCUCCAUAGUUGUGCGACCGUAUAUAAGAACUUGAACAAUUAAAAAAAACAAACAACUUUGGGAAAUACAAACCUAUACAAUAAAGAUAUUAUAAGGAGUAAAUGUCAAAUAUCCUAAAAGUUUUAAACCAGGUACAUAGUAUAAAAUCAAAUAUAAUACCUACAUUGAAACAACAACACUAAAAAUUGUCUGGAAAUAGAUUCAACAAAUAACAGAAAAGAGCCACCAAAUUAAAAGAUCCUAUUUCUUCAAUUUAGAUGCCUUAGAAGACUUGCUUUGCUUCUCAUCCUCGCUGUCAAUGCUUUCGUCAAUUUUCCUUUGUCCGUACGAGAAGAAAAGUGAAGCAAGUCGGGUACGAUAAACUUCGAUGUCAAAGUCUGCAGGGACAUCCUUUCCGUGGAUAAAGAAUUCAGCAAAGGCAGCAACAUAUGCCCCGCAAUCACUAUAAAAAAACAGAAAGAAAAAGUAAACAGUUUAGAAACUAAAAAACAACAUAAAAGAAACUUAAAAGAAACACUCACUUCUUCUGCUGAGACGCAAGACCACUAAGCUCCACGAUUCUGAAUGGAGCUGUAGGGUCAGAAACUGAGGCAGGAGCUUGUGCUCUAUUCUUCCAGAACCCAAGUAAAUCGAAAAACAAAGGCAGCAACACGGAAUAAGCCUUCAUCGCAUUCCUAGCUGCGGCAUUCAUCUUCGCGGUCCUCAAAGAAUUGUACAGAAACAACGUCCCUUCGUUCAAGUCAAGACGCCCAAAAACCCAAUGACUUUCCCUUCUUAAAUUGAUGAUGAAUAGCACAUGAUCGGCUUCAUACCAAGGCUUGGAACAGGGAAUGCGCAUACCUCGGAUGUAAUGCGCUAUUGGGUGGGCAGCGUGAAUGUGUGACAUCUUAGUCUUCAUUGACUUGGCCUUGUUAAAUUUGUGGUACAAUGCUUGGAUGGAAUCAUCAAAAAGACAAUCAGUAGUUGCGAAAUUCAACGUCACAGCGGAAGAAUACUUACCUUUUUUCCGAAGGUAAUAGAAUAUGGUGUUCAUAUGCUGAGAAAAAAAACAACACAGAAACACAAAUGAAAAGGUUGAACAACUGUAAAAAAACUGAAAUGCAGUAUCAAAACUAAAAAACAUUUAUAAAGCAACUGAAAACAAACUACCAUAACUACAAUAUAAAUUGGAAACUUUACCGAGUCGUUCAUAAACAUGUCGCAUGUGGCCAAAUGAUAAAACCAAGUUUUAUCCUCAACAUAAUCAACACCUAGCCUAAAACCCGGGGUAAAUUUCUUUGCGCCGUCUUCAUAACAAUUAUAAUGCCUACAACAACAAACAAACAGCAAAAAAAUAGCAUUAAAAAAGGAAUAAAACUGAAAUAAAAAACAUAAUACAAAAACAGAUUUAAUAAAAACAGUCACCUAGGAUGUUUAAGCAAUCCUUCACCAAUCCAAGCGUCAAAUUUUGCCUCAAUCUCAGUAGAUACGCAAUCAGCAAAAGCAUCAUUAAGAGCAUAAAGGCCCUUCACAUAAGUCACCAUUUUGAAAUCCCUAUCAUAUCCAGCUGAUUGAGAACCUGAGGACAUAAGCUCCAUUGGAGUGCUCCCGACAUCAGCAGACCCGAAAUCAACAAAUGGAGAUUUCAAGGCCGGAGCACGCUUCCUCUUAUCCAACAGAGUUGUAUCAGAGACAGUGUCCUCAGUUUCUUCAUCAGUAUGAAGGGCAUCUGACUUUUCACCAACAACAUCUGGAUUGGGUGCGGGGACCUAAAAAAGAAAGAAUGCAUUAAAACAGUUGCAAAACAUACUAGAAACUAAUGAGCAACCAAAAAGAAACCUAGUUUUUUUGAAAACAAUUAAAAGUAAACUUACAUGGAUUUUAGCAACAGCCUCCAAGCCAGCCAACACAACUUGAUCAUCAUCUAUUUCAAGCUGGCUCAACCCAUCAAGAAAUCGUCCCCCUUCAAUCGAGACUCAUUGCCCUUCGGCUUCUCAACAUCCUUAACAUUUUUAUCACUCCCUCCAACAUCCUCAGAUGGAUUCACAUCAGCAGAAGGAACAGCAGUAACAGCCUUGUCAACAUCAUCAGCAUCCCCACCAACUUUAACCAACUCACCACCAUCGUCGGAGUCGGAAUCAAUAUUUUCUGGAUCAGGCAAUUGCUUCUCAUCAUCCUCGGCAUCAUCAUCAUCAUCAUCAUCAUCAUCAUCAUCAUCAUCAUCAUCAUCAGAAUCUUGAGUUACUAAUUCAUCCGAUGACUUUCCCUGUAUCAACCAACAUAAAUGAAACUUAAAUAAAACAGUAAAGAAACUUUAAAAAAUAUAUAUAAAAAAACCUAAACAAUAAAAUAAGAAUAAAUACCUCAUCAGAAGGACGACGAUGAAUGGCAUUAACCUUCUCUUGGAUAUCCUUAAUUACAGUCAUUACGGAUUUGAAAUUAAAAUCAACAAAACACCUCAAUGAAAUGAAGUCCUCGGCCAAUGAUGAUUGAUUCGAAAUGAGCAUCUCCAGCUUA
Cannabis sativa is the source of this 5404-nucleotide messenger RNA. RefSeq lists its product as uncharacterized. The transcript has 2 exons. Lineage: Eukaryota; Viridiplantae; Streptophyta; Magnoliopsida; Rosales; Cannabaceae. The record is from RefSeq and is a predicted model, not a curated record. The coding region runs from base 323 to 2575 and encodes 750 amino acids. Gene Ontology annotation, molecular function: nucleic acid binding; zinc ion binding.